UCCUUGUCUCCGUUGACACUGACAGGAUAUGACGAACUGGCCUGCGUCAUGGCAUAAACACAUCACGAACCUCUUGCACACCUCUCCUGACUCCCAACUAUAAAAGGCUGGAUCACACGCUGGCUCGUACCAACAGACCAACCAAUCCACUUUGCACUUGCUCACACGAUCGAUCACUACGACGAACAAGUCGUCCCAAGGUAAUAAAUGGGCUCGUGCAUCUCGCGCUCGCCGGCGUCGUCGGCGGCGGCGGGGUCCGGGCGGGCAGUGGCCACCAAGACCGCGAAGGUGGUGGACGUAGACGGCUCCAUGGCGCAGUUCGCGGCGCCCGUCACGGCGCGCGAGGCCCUGGAUAGUGUACAAGAGCGCCGCCCAGGCGCGUCGGUCUUCCUGUGCAGCUCCGACGAGCUCCGCUUCGACGUGCCCGCCCGUGCCCUGGCCGGAGACGAGGCGCUGCAGCCCGGAUGGCUCUACUUCGUGCUGCCCAUGUCCACGCUCCGCCGCUCACUCUCCGGGCCGGAGAUGGCCGCGCUCGCCGCCAGAGCCAGCUCGGCGCUGGCCGUUGCCAGCGGCGUUGCGUCACCCCCGCGGCGCAAGAACGGGGUCGGGGCGCCCGGCGCCAACAGCAAGCGACGGAAGGCGGCGGCUCGUGUGGCGCCGCUCGUUGUCGCUGACGAGAUCGCCGGACCAGACGGUGGAUCGGAUCAUCACCAUACGUACGGCAAGUACGCCGGCGAUGAGCCAGCGGCGAAGGCGUGGAAGAGAAGUAGUUGGGGUGGAAGCCGCAGCAGCACUCGCCGUCGUCGCCGUGCAUCUGGCACCCCAACGCUGAGCUCCAUUUUGGAGGCCGAUGACUUCUGAGCAACCCCGUAUUGAUUCAAUGGUUCGAUUCUUGGGAGUUGGGCCAACGCUGAGCUCCAUUUUGGAGGCCGAUGACUUCUGAGCAACCCCGUAUUGAUUCAAUGGUUCGAUUCUUGGGAGUUGGGAGUGGUUAGCAAUUUCUGAUCAUGGAUUAGUUUAGUUGAGUUAGUUGGUCCAUUCUGUUGAGUUGCUCAACCGGUGUACAUACUGCAUAUGAGAGUUUUUUUUAACACAGUACAGACGCAAGCGCUCAUAUACACGCGCAUACAUUCAUCCCUGUGAACGCACACACGCACAUUCUACUUCACCAGGGCUUGAACUCUGGUGGGCUGGAGAUACCAUAGUCCCAAACCAUCCAACCACAGGUUGGUUCGCUACUGCAUACAAGAGUUAUAUGUACAACAUGCUUGACUCUUCAAUGUGUACGUGUAAAAUCCGUAUUGUGAAAACUCAUUUUUUUAGGGGUGUGAAAACUCAUAUACGCAGAUGCUGACACCGCAUGAAAGUACUACAAUUUUGGGCCUAGCAUUCUAUUUAGAUAUCUGAAUUCUGCAUUGACGCUCAGCUUUUGUUUGCUGCAAGGUUAAACGAUUUUUGCCUCUAGUUCAGCUUUGAUUGCCCGAACCUUUGAGGUAAUUAAGCAUUUUUUUCUUUGCAUUUAAUGAUUUUUUUGAAUAGAUGUGGUAUGUGCAAAAAAAAGAUUCAAAUUUGGUAUAUGGUGUUUGAAUGCUUGAAUUUGAAAUAUUGUCAAAUUAUAGGCAAUAGAAAAUAUAGGAAAU
Aegilops tauschii subsp. strangulata is the source of this 1640-nucleotide messenger RNA. RefSeq lists its product as uncharacterized. Lineage: Eukaryota; Viridiplantae; Streptophyta; Magnoliopsida; Poales; Poaceae. The record is from RefSeq and is a predicted model, not a curated record.